Messenger RNA from Penicillium coprophilum, 315 nucleotides. RefSeq names its product Aminoglycoside phosphotransferase. The record is from RefSeq and is a predicted model, not a curated record. The coding region runs from base 1 to 315 and encodes 104 amino acids. The transcript has a single exon. NCBI's taxonomy places the organism in Eukaryota, Fungi, Ascomycota, Eurotiomycetes, Eurotiales, Aspergillaceae.
AUGCACAGCUUCGCCUUUGAUGAGAUUUACUGGCAAGGGAUUGGCCCGCGGGGUUUUGGACCUACUCAGAAUAUUGAGGGAAUAUGGAAAGAGCAAUUGGGCAUAUUGGACGAGAAGGAAAGGGAUAAGAUGGAGCUACCAGUUGCUCGAAAGGUGCUGGAGAUGAAGACUGGGGCUUUGUCGUGGGAUCCAGAUGAGUACACUCUGGCAUUUCUCGAGAAAUUAAAAGGUCAAGAAAAGGCCAGAACCGAAGACAACCUGAUAGAGAACAAGGACAGGAAACCUGCUCAUGAUGGAAUCGAGUCAACCCUUUGA